AUGCUGUUCUUCAAGCUCUUCUUUGUCAAGAGGAAGUGGACCAACCAAUCUCGUCUCAACCCGAACUGGCCUUCAUACCUCCAUAACAAGUGCAACAACCCUCUCUGCCGUUUUGCCAACCCACCUCAGGCGGCAAAAGGAAAAGGACGGCCCUGCGAAGGAACGUACUACGUAUCCGAUGAUGCUGUCGCUUUGGUGAUGAAGCAACACAAGACUGCGUUGAGGAAGGAGGAGAAAGCUAGACAGAGAGCGGCGGAGCGGCCGAGGAAUUUCAAGGCGCUGGACGACCCACCUGCACCCCCACCCCCGCCGAGACCGUCGCCAGCGUCAUCACCGUCACCUUCAAUCAGCGGCAAGAAUAAGCCACUUCCCAGCCACCCCAAGCCACGGGUCAACGCUCGGGAGAAACGCACUGGCGACCCAGCUUCAAAGCCUCAUCGAUGCUACGAGAUUCAGCCACGACCUAUAUAUAUACACCCCAAGCAGCCAAGGACUCUUGAUCCAGCUAUCGGAAGACGGCCGGAGAGAAAGGAACGCGAGAGGGCCCACUGCGCUGCGCGCAGCCAUUGCAGCCCUCGUUUAUCCCCCCCUGACGAUGCGAACUGGUCGCGAGCUCCCACCCCCAUCCCACCUCUAUCCCGCCCCUCUUCUCGGACGACGCGCCGACAACGGGAACCCGUUGGCCAUAUUCAAGAUCCCUAUCUUGUGAGUGUGAGGGAGAAGCUUUAUUACCCAGUCGCGGCCCCCCCCCCCCCCCCCCCCCUAUUGAAUGAUGCCGCGUCGCGACGCGACACGUUGAUGCCACUUUAUGUACCCCUGUCUCUCGUUUUAACCAAUCAGGACCAGGAUCCUGUGGCACCAUAA
Molecule: messenger RNA, 864 nt
Organism: Coprinopsis cinerea okayama7#130
Lineage: Eukaryota; Fungi; Basidiomycota; Agaricomycetes; Agaricales; Psathyrellaceae
Exons: 3
Coding region: 1-864 (287 amino acids)
Source: RefSeq, a predicted model, not a curated record